AUGGACGUAUUUCUCUCACAACCAACAGCCCACUGUCAUGCUCCUCAACCUGAUCGUGUGCCUGCUAUCCAAUUAAAAAAUGAAGUUAAAGCUCGUGCCGCAACAACAGAUGAAUCAACCAGCUCCAUUAUUCAUUCGGCUUUGCGUACGUAUCCAUUGAGUGCUGCUGGUGAACUUCCAAAAAAUGAAGCACUUAUGCUAAUGAUUCGACGACAGCGUACUGUUGAAACAGUCGAUGCCGAUGGUCGUUUACCAGAAAAAUUAAGAAAGACGUAUCGUGAUGAAGACUUCAUCUUACACGAAGACAAAAAUUUAAUUAUCUUUACAACAAAAACAAAUUUAUCGAUACUGAAGCAAAAUAAACAUUGGUUCGCUGAUGGAACAUUCAAAGUGUGUCCUGAUGAUUAUUAUCAAUUAUUCACGUUACACGCGAUGAUGACUAAUGCAAUUAUCCCUCUUGUCUAUGGAUUAUUAAUUGGUAAAAGCGCUGAAGAUUACAAUUUAUUCUUCGAAAAAGUAUUAGUACAAGACGACUUCCAACCUGAAUCAAUUAUGACUGAUUUCGAAACUGGUACAAUCAAAUCCGUCAGAGAAAUGUUGCCAAACAUUUUACAUAAAGGAUGUUUCUUUCAUUUUUCUCAAGCGAUAUGGCGGCAAGUUCAAGAAAAAGGAUUGGUAACAAAAUACAGAGAAGAUGAGUACUUUCGUUUAAAUGUAAAAAAAUUAAUUGCUCUUGCCUUUGUUCCAGUAGAUGAAGUUACAAAUGGUUUUGACUUAAUUGCUAAUCAAUUCGACGAUGACGCCGAUGAUUUACUUGAUUAUUUUGAAAAAACAUGGAUUGGUGAACCAAAAAGAAGAGGAACUGGUCGAAAGAAGCCUCAAUUUAAUCACAAUUUAUGGAAUAUUCACGAUCGUGUCAUCGCUACUGUACCUCGUUCCAAUAAUUCGGUUGAAGGCUGGCACAAUGCAUUCGCAAGUCGCGUCGCAAUGAGUCAUCCUGAUAUUGUGAAACUGGCAGAGAAAAUUCGUCGAGAACAAUCGAAGUUCGAGGUGGACAUGGCGAAGAUUCUCCAAGGUCACGAUGUCAAGACAAAAAAAGCCUGUUAUCGAAGAUUGGACGAACGUAUUACUCGGCUAGUCAACGCAUUCGACUCAUCUCAACUGGAUGAAUUUUUAAAAAAUAUGGCCGCCAAUAUUACUGUUUAAGUAAGUUACAUUUAAAAUUAUUUCUCUCAAUAAUUUUCUUUUGUUUUAUUUAGAUUGUUCUUUUGCUUUUCGUUUGAUUUAUUAUUUAUUUCAUGUAUAUUUUGUUUUUUUUUUGUUUAGAUUUUCUUCUCUUGCCCACGCAUCGCAAUCAUCUCAGCUGGACUAAUAAAAAAAAAUGAUUAUUAACAGUACUCAUCAGGUAAUUUACUCUCUAACUUAUUUCUAUAAUUCAUCUUUUUUUUUCUUUUAGAUUAUUAUUUUCGUCUUUUCUGCUUUUUUUCUUGUUUUUCUUGUUUUUCUUUUUUUUUGUUGUAAAUGUAUUCAUCAUGUAAUGUAUAAUUCACGAAAUAAAUAUGAAUCAUUUGCUCAAAUUAACGUCUUUGAAAAGUGAACUAAUUAAGGGGCAUGGAAAGAAUAGAUAGAAUGGAAGAAAACGAGAGUAAUUACUCUGCGACAAACAGAACGAAAAAAAUUACGAUGAACAGAACGAAAAAAUUGCGACGAACAGAACGAAAAAAUUGCGACGAACAGAACGCGACAAAAUGUUAUGCGACGAAGUGAUCGUGCGACGAAAUGAUUGCGACGAAGUGAAUGCGACGAAGUGUCGUGCGACGAAAUGUACUAGCGCCCAAUUUUCGUUCGACUAUUUUUCGUUCGACCAAUAUUCGCUUUCCCGGUCAAGAUUACUCUAUUUUAUAUGUGUCAUUUUUUUUUUCUCUAUGAUUCUAUUUAAAAAGAAUGAGCAACACGGCCAAUAACAACAUGAAACAAUUUGACUAUACAUGUUACAAUAGUAUUUUUAAUUGGCUAAAUGUGCACU
Molecule: messenger RNA, 2026 nt
Organism: Rotaria sp. Silwood1
Lineage: Eukaryota; Metazoa; Rotifera; Eurotatoria; Philodinida; Philodinidae
Source: the annotation of a GenBank genome assembly